AUGGUUGAUGAUGCUAUUAGUUCAUCCGGACCAGUUGAACGUGAAAUAUUAAAUGACGCUGUAUCAUCGAUGGAACAACGUAUUAGUACUAAACGGUCAAAUACUGCUAGUUGGCAUUCAUCAAAAUCAAAAUGGCUUCCUACCACAACGACACAUGAUUAUUCUGUCAAGAACAUUGAAGAAAUUCCGUCUCAUUUUAUAUGUCCAUAUUGUAAAUUAGUAUUUCGUGAGCCAUAUCAACUUGUCUGUGGACAUCAAGCGUGUCAAUCAUGUAUUAAUUUUACAAAUAACGAAAUGAUCUGUUUAACAUGUUCUAAAGUUUCAUCCAAGGAAAAUAUUCGACUUGAUCACGAUUUUUCUAGAAAAGUACAACAAAAAUUAAUAUCGUGUUCGAUAUGUGAUUGGAUUGGAUCUUUGGCGAUCUAUCAACAACAUAUCGAUCAACAACAUCAUAAUAUUGAAUCUAAGGCUAUGAUGAUAGAUGUACAUACUCAGCAGUAUGAUCAUAGCAAUCUUAUACAAGAUGUAAAUAAGACUGAAACACAACAAGAAAUUGUAUCAAAUAUUUUUUCUUCUUCAUGUUCUAUAUUACUGCCACAUAAUAGUAGUACAAUUAAUAAUCAACAACAAAAUCAUAAUAUAAUUCGUCAUAAUCAUAGAUUACUUGAAACUAUUGACGUUGUUCUUUCUCCUGAUCUCAAAAUUAGUUAUGAUUUAUUAGCUCAAGAAUUAUGGCCAAUGAAACAAGCUUCAGACAAUGCAUUACGUACAUCUGAUUGUGGUACAUAUAGAUGGAAAAUAAGUGAUGUUCAAAAGAAAAUAGGUAUUAUUAAUAUUGCUUCUGAUGCACAAUCAGGACGACAAAAAUCGAUCUAUUCACCUGCAUUUUAUUUAUCACCAACAGGCUAUAAAAUGUGUUUAAGAUUGUAUUUAAAUGGUGAUAGUGAUGUUCGUGGUAGACAUAUAUCUUUAUUUUUGGUUAUAAUGCGAGGUGAAUAUGAUGCUUUUAUUGACUGGCCAUUUUCUUAUGAAGUAUUAUUUCAUUUAAUUGACCAAUCAACAUUAAAUAAUAAUCAACGAAAUAUAAUAGCUUCGUUUUGGCCUGACACAAGUUCAGAUUCUUUUCAACGACCUUUUUAUAGUAUGAAUCAUGGUUAUGAUAAUACGAUGUUUAUUGAGACUAAAAUUAAUACUUUAAACGAGAGACCAGUAUCAUCCUCAAUUUUGUAUACAGGUGGAUCGCCUAAGGAUGAAGAGCACAUAGAUACAACUGAUGAAGAUUUUACGAACAUAAACUAA
This is a messenger RNA of Rotaria sordida, 1299 nucleotides long. The record is from the annotation of a GenBank genome assembly. Lineage: Eukaryota; Metazoa; Rotifera; Eurotatoria; Philodinida; Philodinidae.